CAGCGCGCCCGGUCCUCGUCGUCCCCGCCGCCCUGGUCGCCGCGCUUCGCCCGUUCCGGGCCGCGCCCAAGAGCUGCUGCCGCACCACUGCGGAGACGCAGCCGCCAAGCUUCAUCGCAGAGCGCCGCUCAGCCCUGCGUCCGCCAGCCUCCGGCCAGCCUCGUCUCCGCCAAACCCUCCCUCCCGGCCUCAUCCUCCCCAACCUGAUCUCCUCAAGCCUCAUCCUCUCCUAUCUUGAUCUCCUAAAACCGGAACCCUGCAAGCCUGAUUCUCCUCCCAGCUUGAUCCCUCAAGCCUGAUCCCUAAAACUUGAUCCACCCAACUUGUUCCCUCAAGGCCUGAUAGUUCAGAUUGACCUUCCCCUCAAACCUGAAAUCCCAAAGCUUCAUACCCUAAAGCUUGAUACCCGCAGCAUGAACCUUUCCAAAUGACCCUACCAGCUUGAUUCCUCCAAGACUGGUUACUCUUCAAGCCUGAUCCCUCACUCAGCCCUUAUCCUCUGCCUCAGUUUCCACAUUGUCCCAGGCCAAGCUUGAUACCCUGCCAGACUAAAAUUAUAUCCUCUGUCUCGUCCCUUUCUUCCCCGGACUAGCUUAAACCCCCUCAGUCCCCAGCCUCAGCUUCUGGCAUUAAUCCUCUGCAUAUUGGACCCUACCCUUAGGGUCUAGGCCUUAGGCCCAUCUAUCCCCUCCCCAUCCACGCUUUUGCCCCGCCCUCUAUCCCAGUGACUUCCUUGCUGCCUCCUAGCUAGGCUCCCUCGGGAGCCCCCUGGGCAAUCACCAACCUGCUUUCGAAGAGUUGGGACUGGUGCCCAGGAGGUGUGGACCACAGUCACCAGUUCCCUGCUGGGUCCCAGGGAGACCGCGCACUGAGGGACACGUCUCUUCCAAGUGCAACCCAGGGCAUGCUGGCAGCCCCGAGGGGCUGGGAGGCUCAGUUAGAGUCUAACCAGGUAGAUAGGGUUAGGCACAGGCGGAGACUCCCGCCAGCAUGGAAAGUCCGUACCCCUCGCCUGCAGCUGCCAUGGAAGCUCCUUGGACCCUUUAGAAGCUUCUCGCCGCCAUCACAGGAGCCCCAGAGGAUGUCUGGUGGGGUCUCGCCGGUUGAGCAGGUGGCCGCAGGCGACAUGGAUGACACAGCAGCACGCUUCUGUGUGCAGAAGCACUCAUGGGAUGGACUUCGCAACAUUAUCCAUGGUAGCCGCAAGUCAUCGGGCCUCAUCGUCAGCAAGGCCCCCCAUGACUUCCAGUUUGUGCAGAAGCCUGAUGAGUCUGGCCCUCACUCUCACCGCCUCUAUUACCUGGGAAUGCCUUAUGGUAGCCGAGAGAACUCCCUCCUCUACUCCGAGAUCCCCAAGAAGGUACGGAAGGAGGCCCUGCUGCUGCUGUCCUGGAAGCAGAUGCUGGACCACUUCCAGGCCACACCUCACCAUGGUGUCUACUCACGAGAGGAGGAGCUGCUGCGGGAGCGCAAGCGCCUGGGCGUCUUUGGUAUCACUUCUUAUGACUUCCACAGCGAGAGUGGCCUCUUCCUCUUCCAGGCCAGCAACAGCCUGUUCCACUGCAGGGAUGGUGGCAAGAAUGGCUUUAUGGUGUCUCCGAUGAAGCCUCUGGAGAUCAAGACGCAGUGUAGUGGGCCACGCAUGGACCCCAAGAUCUGUCCCGCAGACCCUGCUUUCUUUUCCUUCAUCAACAACAAUGACCUGUGGGUAGCAAACAUUGAGACUGGGGAGGAACGGCGUCUCACCUUCUGUCACCAGGGUUCAGCCAGUGUUCUGGACAAUCCCAAGUCAGCAGGUGUGGCCACCUUCGUCAUCCAGGAGGAGUUUGACAGGUUCACUGGGUGCUGGUGGUGCCCCACAGCCUCUUGGGAAGGUUCGGGAGGCCUCAAGACCCUACGCAUCCUGUAUGAGGAAGUGGACGAGUCUGAGGUGGAGGUUAUUCAUGUGCCCUCCCCUGCCCUGGAGGAGAGGAAGACAGAUUCCUACCGCUACCCCAGGACAGGCAGCAAGAAUCCCAAGAUUGCCCUGAAGCUGGCUGAGCUCCAGACGGACCAUCAGGGCAAAAUCGUGUCAAGCUGCGAGAAGGAACUGGUACAGCCAUUCAGCUCGCUUUUCCCCAAAGUGGAGUACAUCGCCCGGGCUGGCUGGACACGGGAUGGCAGAUAUGCCUGGGCCAUGUUCCUGGACCGUCCCCAGCAACGGCUCCAGCUUGUUCUCCUGCCCCCUGCUCUCUUCAUCCCAACCCUUGAGAGUGAGGCCCAGCGGCAGGAGGCUGCCAGAGCCAUCCCCAAGAACGUGCAACCCUUCAUCAUUUACGAAGAAGUCACCAAUGUCUGGAUCAAUGUCCAUGACAUCUUCCACCCGUUCCCUCAGGCUGAGGGCCAGCAGGACUUUUGUUUCCUCCGUGCCAACGAGUGCAAGACUGGCUUCUGCCACCUGUACAGGGUCACGGUGGACCUUAAAACCAAUGACUAUGACUGGACGGAACCCCUCAGCCCUGCGGAAGAUGAGUUUAAGUGCCCCAUCAAGGAGGAAGUUGCCCUGACCAGUGGCGAGUGGGAGGUCUUGUCGAGGCAUGGCUCUAAGAUCUGGGUCAAUGAGCAGACGAAGCUGGUGUACUUUCAAGGGACAAAGGACACACCCCUGGAACAUCACCUCUACGUGGUCAGCUACGAGUCAGCUGGGGAGAUCGUGCGGCUCACCACGCCUGGCUUCUCCCACAGCUGCUCCAUGAGUCAGAACUUCGACAUGUUCGUGAGUCACUACAGCAGCGUGAGCACGCCGCCCUGUGUGCAUGUGUACAAGCUGAGUGGCCCCGAUGAUGACCCACUGCACAAGCAGCCGCGCUUCUGGGCCAGCAUGAUGGAGGCAGCCAGUUGCCCUCCAGACUAUGUACCCCCUGAGAUCUUCCACUUCCAUACCCGUGCAGACGUGCAGCUCUACGGCAUGAUCUACAAGCCACACACCCUGCAACCUGGGAGGAAGCACCCCACUGUGCUCUUUGUCUAUGGGGGCCCACAGGUGCAGUUGGUGAACAACUCCUUCAAGGGCAUCAAGUACCUGCGGCUCAACACACUCGCAUCCUUGGGCUAUGCUGUGGUGGUUAUCGAUGGUCGGGGCUCCUGUCAGCGGGGCCUGCACUUUGAGGGGGCCCUGAAAAAUCAGAUGGGCCAGGUGGAAAUUGAGGACCAGGUGGAAGGCUUGCAGUAUGUGGCUGAGAAGUAUGGCUUCAUUGACUUGAGCCGUGUUGCCAUCCAUGGCUGGUCCUAUGGUGGCUUCCUCUCGCUCAUGGGGCUCAUCCACAAGCCACAAGUGUUCAAGGUAGCCAUUGCGGGUGCUCCUGUCACUGUGUGGAUGGCCUAUGACACAGGGUACACAGAACGAUACAUGGAUGUCCCCGAAAACAAUCAGCAAGGCUACGAGGCAGGGUCUGUAGCCCUGCACGUGGAGAAGCUGCCCAAUGAGCCUAACCGCUUACUCAUUCUCCAUGGCUUCCUGGAUGAGAACGUUCACUUUUUUCACACGAAUUUCCUGGUGUCCCAGCUGAUCCGAGCAGGGAAGCCGUACCAGCUCCAGAUUUACCCAAAUGAGAGACACAGCAUUCGCUGCCGUGAGUCCGGAGAGCAUUACGAGGUGACGUUGCUGCACUUCCUGCAGGAACACCUGUGACCUCAGACCUGCGUCCUUACACCACUGCUGCUUUUCUUGUGUUUUUGUAAUCUUUUAAUUUUUGAAGCUUCCAAUUUGUUUGCUUGCUGCUGCCUGGGGGCCAGGACAAAGGUGGUGAUGGCCCCCAUGCCACCGUCCUUGAGCUGGUGAGAAGCUGCGACUGUGUCCACAGCCUCUGUCAGGCUGCCAUGGCCCUGAAUGUACAGCACCAUCCCAGCGCAGAAGCAUGCGCCCCCCACCGCCUCCUGCAGAGUCAUGUGUGCUUGGGGUGGGCAUUUUAAAUAAUUAUUUAAAAGACAGGAAGUUGGCGGUACCGAGCAAUGAAAUUGAAGGUACAGCACUGGGUGGCUGGGGACCCCACGCUCUCCCAACACCCAGACUGUGGAGCUGCCAGGUCCCCAUCUGGGAGCCUUCUGCCCUACCUGUAUGCUGCCCAGCUCCUCCCCACUCACCACCUAGGGGUGCCAGGGUCAGGAAUAGGACCUGUCCUUCCCCACCCCCUCCUACCAGAGUCCAGCAUAAAGAAGUAAAAAAAGAAAAAGAAAAAACAAAAAAAACAAACCAGAAACCACCUCUACAUAUUAUGGAAAGAAAAUAUUUUUGUCAAUUCUUAUUCUUUUAUAAUUAUGUGGUAUGUAGACUCAUUAAAUGAAUCCAAAUGAAAAUGG
Molecule: messenger RNA, 4338 nt
Organism: Rattus rattus (black rat)
Lineage: Eukaryota; Metazoa; Chordata; Mammalia; Rodentia; Muridae
Gene: Dpp9
Product: dipeptidyl peptidase 9
Exons: 21
Coding region: 905-3670 (921 amino acids)
Biological process (GO): proteolysis
Molecular function (GO): serine-type peptidase activity; dipeptidyl-peptidase activity
Source: RefSeq, a predicted model, not a curated record